Eruca vesicaria subsp. sativa (arugula) is the source of this 432-nucleotide messenger RNA. Lineage: Eukaryota; Viridiplantae; Streptophyta; Magnoliopsida; Brassicales; Brassicaceae. The record is from the annotation of a GenBank genome assembly.
AUGGUAAACACAAUCCGCGGAAUCCCGGCCCACUGUAACUGCGGUGCACGGGUCUCAAGAAAUACAUCUCGCACCAAAAACAACCCCGGAAGGCUAUUUCACAGCUGCCCCUUCGGCAACGAGCAAAAUCGGUCACAUGUUUUCAAAUGGACAGAUGAAUCGAUGGUUGAAGAGAUAGAGGAUCUAAAACCAAAGAUUCUCGACCUUGAAUCAGCUAUUGCAGAAAAUGGCAAGCGCUUAAGAAACUCCACCAGUCUAAUACAAUCUAUUACACUAGAAAGCCGCACCUCCUCCACACUCGUUCAUCGGUUAGAAGCUAGGCUCUCUGCAUUUGAUCAGGACAUCCAAGGUCUCAAAAUGGAAUUAAAAGGCUUCAGAAACAUGGUCGUCUGUUUGAUUGUCCUCUUCCUUUGCUACAAGGUCUUCCUCUAG